Messenger RNA from Rhodamnia argentea, 1049 nucleotides. Its product is annotated as glutathione S-transferase L3-like. NCBI's taxonomy places the organism in Eukaryota, Viridiplantae, Streptophyta, Magnoliopsida, Myrtales, Myrtaceae. The coding region runs from base 127 to 840 and encodes 237 amino acids. The record is from RefSeq and is a predicted model, not a curated record. Gene Ontology annotation, molecular function: glutathione transferase activity. The transcript has 10 exons.
CCCUCCCUCUUUAAAUAGCUUCGCGCCUUGGUUCCAUUGUCGCUCCCCUUCGUCACCGUCACCGACAACGACACACACAAAAACAGACGUACUCGCAGGUUUUCCCUCCAGGAACUACGUACGCUAAUGGCUCCUCCUGCCGUGGUAGAGAACUUGCCUCCUUCGUUGAACUCCAGCGCCGAGCAACCUCCUCUUUUCGAUGGAACAACAAGGUUGUACACCUGUUACACAUGCCCAUUUGCUCAGCGCGCCUGGAUCACGAGGAACUGUAAGGGACUCCAGGACAAGAUUAAAUUAGUUCCUCUUAAUCUUCAAGACAGGCCUGCUUGGUACAAGGAGAAAGUCUACCCCAUGAAUAAGGUCCCGGCUUUGGAGCACAACGGGAAAAUCGUCGGAGAGAGCCUAGACCUCAUCAAAUACGUGGACAGCAACUUUGAAGGGCCUUCUCUUUUCCCUGAUGAUCCUGAAAAGAGGAAGCUUGGUCGUGAACUGUGGUCGCAUGUUGAUGAAUUCAUGAAGAUAGUCUACACUUCAUUCAAGGGAGAAGGACCGAAAGAAUGUGGCUCUGCUUUCGAUCAUUUGGAGAGUGCUCUUGGCAAAUUUGAGGAUGGACCAUUCUUUCUCGGACAGUUCAGUGGGGUGGACAUUGCUUACAUCCCAUUUGUUGAAAGAUUCCAAGUCUACUUAUCUGAAGUAUGGAAAUAUGACAUCACUGCUGGCAGACCUAAGCUAGCAGCAUGGAUUGAGGAAAUGAACAAGAUCGAUGCUUACAAGCAGACAAAGACUGAUCCUAUAGAACUUGUUGAAUACUACAAGAUGCGCUUCACUGCUCAGCAGUAAAUGGAGUCAUGACCAUGCUAGGCUCCGUAUGAAGGGAAUAAGGGGAGUAAGAAGAGAGCUGAAUGGCCUGAUAGUUGAUAUAACCUUCUUUUGAUGUUUCUCUGAGGCCGGUUGUGUUGUGUAUCCGCUCUAGAUGCAGCCAUGUCUCUUUUACAGCUUGAAAACGUUGUCGCCUUACUAGGAUUUCAUAAAUAAAACAGCUCAUUUUC